This is a messenger RNA of Penaeus indicus, 399 nucleotides long. RefSeq names its product cuticle protein CP575-like. The record is from RefSeq and is a predicted model, not a curated record. The coding region runs from base 15 to 290 and encodes 91 amino acids. The transcript has 2 exons. NCBI's taxonomy places the organism in Eukaryota, Metazoa, Arthropoda, Malacostraca, Decapoda, Penaeidae.
AAACAAUCACAGUCAUGAAGGUUCUGUUGAUCGUCGCCUUGGCACUGGUCGCCCUGGCCGCCGCCCGACCCUCCGACGUGAUCGACAUCGAGCAGGACCACAUGGAGCACGAGCAGGAGGGCGUGCCGGGAACGGCCGUGGAGGGCGAGUACUCGUGGGUAGCGCCCGACGGCAACGAGUACCAUGUCAAGUACGUCGCCGACCGCUUCGGUUACCGAGUCGUCGAGGACAACGUCCUUCCGGAGUUCCGCGACGCCAAGCCCACCGGCGAAGCAGAGGAGGACGACUAAUGCCAUGCUUUGGAUUGUGAAAUACUUAAGUCAUAUGCUUCCAAGCUCAAUCAAAAGAAUGUAGAUACUGUAUCCGCGAGAGGAAAACUCUUAUAAUAAAUAUCUUACG